Molecule: messenger RNA, 1320 nt
Organism: Epinephelus lanceolatus (giant grouper)
Lineage: Eukaryota; Metazoa; Chordata; Actinopteri; Perciformes; Serranidae
Gene: fundc1
Product: FUN14 domain containing 1
Biological process (GO): autophagy of mitochondrion
Cellular component (GO): mitochondrial outer membrane
Source: RefSeq, a predicted model, not a curated record
ACAUCACCAAAAUAUAUGUUGGAAAGGAAGCAAGAUGGACCACAAAAUAUAAGCGAGACCGUCAAAUUUAUGCAAAUGACGCCGGACGUGAAGGCAGCUGAGGACAGAGCGCACUCCAAAAUGGCGAACCGCGACAAGGAGCUGGAAGAGGAGAUUUACGACAAGGUCGUGGACCUGACAGAAUAUGCCAAACGGCAGCGAUGGUGGAACCGGCUCUUUGGGAAGAACUCGGGCCCUGUAGCAGAGAAAUACUCGGUGGCCACUCAGCUAGCCAUAGGAGGAGUGAGUGGAUGGUGUGCAGGUUAUCUCUUCCAGAAGGUUGGUAAAGUGGCUGCGACAUCUGUAGGAGGAGGUCUUCUUCUGUUGCAGAUCGCUAACAAUAGCGGCUACAUCCAGGUGGACUGGAAGAGAGUAGAGAAGGAUGUCAACAAGGCCAAGAAGCAGUUAAAGAAGGGCACCGAUAAAGCCGGCCCAGAGCUAAACACAUUUUUCGAGAAGUCCACAGAGUUUGUGAAGAAAAACAUUGUCGUCACGAGUGGUUUCAUCGGAGGAUUCCUGCUCGGCCUGGCAUCUUAGGCCCCGCCAAAUGAGAAGAGUCUGUAUUCCUCUGAUGUUGAGGAAGAACUGUAGGGAAACAUUAUAAAUCAUUGCUGGAGGGUUUUAAAGUGUUUUGGCAGCGAGCAGCCUGUUUCAGAUUAGUUUGUAGCUGUGUGUUUCUACAUAAGCUGCACAUCCUUUUGUCUACUUUAAUACUGCACAUGUGACGAGUACUGUCGAUGUAAUAUGGGACUUCCUGGAUAGACCAGAAUGACCCUCUUAAAAACAACUCCGCUCUCCAGGCCAAAUAAUACUGAUACAUAUCACGCUAAAUUAAUUUAAAAAACAGCGUAAAGGCCAUGAGAAUGUUUGUAUUUAUUUAUUUUUACCAAACUGUCAUUGUACCACAGAGAAAGAUGAUGCAUUGUUGUCGCUGCCUUGUUGUGCACAGUUGAGCCGAGCAUGGUGCAGCUAAGUGCGUUAGAUUUAAUUCACCUUCACGUGGCAGGUGGUGUCCGUGGGAUUCCUCCAGUGCCAGUGUUGUAUUUUUCAGUUCCAGGCGUCAGUAAUCAAUCAUCUUGAGGGUUAAAGUGCUGAUAGAUUUAAGAUUGUUAUGCCUCUCUGAGAGGUGCCACAUGUUGGAUGGGCUCUGUCAGCCUCCCCCGAGUCUCUUUUUUUAAAUGUGUUGUGUGCAGCCAUAAAUUGAUGUGUUAAGUACUUAAAGCUGUGGUUUGUCUUCAAUGUAAGUUUGAUGACUAAGUAAAAAUUACAACAUGAGUUAAA